Molecule: messenger RNA, 1700 nt
Organism: Puntigrus tetrazona (Sumatra barb)
Lineage: Eukaryota; Metazoa; Chordata; Actinopteri; Cypriniformes; Cyprinidae
Gene: nkx1-2a
Product: NK1 transcription factor related 2-like,a
Exons: 2
Coding region: 451-1275 (274 amino acids)
Biological process (GO): regulation of transcription by RNA polymerase II; cell differentiation
Cellular component (GO): nucleus
Molecular function (GO): RNA polymerase II cis-regulatory region sequence-specific DNA binding; DNA-binding transcription factor activity, RNA polymerase II-specific
Source: RefSeq, a predicted model, not a curated record
GGUAAUAAAGAUGUUAUUUAUAUCGUUUGAGACACAGCCACAAUGCAAACUGUGAUAUGCACACACAUAUAGCUCAUUGAAAAACUCUUUACAGUGUAAAAAUGAUCUUUGCUGAAACAAACGAACACCGAAGAGUGUGUGCUAAGGAUCAGACGCAACAGUUUCUUGAGUUAUGCCACUUGUCAGCCUGGAAACUCGUCCGUAUUUGUAUUGAUUGAAAUGAGCGCAGGUUUAAGUACCGAGUGCUCUCAGCCAAUCGAAAGGGGAUCCCGUUAAACGCUCGCGUUCGCGCGUCUCCUCUAAUGGACCUGUUAAAGAGCUCGAGCGCACCUUCGUCCGCUGACAUCUGACCGAAGCGCCUCGGAUCCGACCGCGAGCCGUGUCCACUUUCUGCGCCUCCUCUGUAAGAGAACACCGAAAUAAGAUAGAAAUACUCCUGAAAUUUGGAAAAUGCUCGAAUGUCAGGAGUCCGGAGCGAAAAGCACACCGGGUCAUCGGAUUUCCUUUUCGAUUAUUGACAUACUGGAUCCUAAAAAGUUCACGAGUAAGAAAAGACACGCCGUGUCGGAGAAAGAACGGACGUCUUCUUCAGAAAUCACAGAAUUUGGAAGUUUGGAGGAACGGCGUAACGGGAAAGAAAGUCCGGGGCACGAAGGAACGCUUUCCAUCUGCAAAAAUAAAGGUGUUCGCUUAACUGAUGUCCAUCAAAGCUGCGUCAGACUCCAUCCUCCCGAUCCAGACGCCGACUUGGACUCCUCAACCCCGCUCAGAAACGUAAGACCUGGCUUUUCUCCUCGCGAAGAAGCAGAUGAGACGGGGGAAGAGAGGAUGACCCCAGCGCCGGACGAUCUGUCGCGUCAGCGGCGGCGGCGCGCGGACCACAGCUGCGCGAAGCCGCGGCGCGCCAGAACCGCGUUCACGUACGAACAGCUGGUGGCUCUGGAGAACAAGUUCCGCGCCACGCGUUAUUUGUCCGUGUGCGAACGGCUGAACCUCGCGCUCUCGCUGAGCCUGACCGAAACCCAAGUCAAGAUUUGGUUCCAGAACCGAAGGACCAAGUGGAAAAAGCAGAACCCCGGCGCAGAGAGUUCCCUGCAACCCGGCACGAACAUCAGCCCGACCUGUGGGUCCGCAUCCGCCCUCCACCCUCCAUACAGCGCCGGGAACGUCAUAUUUCAUUCCGCCCCGGUGCACCUGGCGUCUCCCGGGGGGCUUUUGCAUCCGUUUUUACCCGAUGGCUUUCUCCAGCCAGCAUUCUUCCCCCCGCACUUAUGAAGUCAGGAAGGAGGAAAGAUCACGGACUACCUGUAUAUAUGAAUUUAUAAAGCGGAUUGCUUUUUCAGUGAUCAUCCACAGCGUGGGCUUGAUUAGGCCAAAUUAACUUACAUGUAGCCUGACUGUUUUCACUGAAAGCUGUGAGCAGAAAUAUAGCUAAGACUGAUCCAACCCUGGGCGUCAAAAAUGAUAAAUCUGCACACACUAUUGUAAUAAUAGGUGAUCUGAGAUUGUAAUCACGGCCCAACUUGGCAACCGCCGCAACUCUUAAAGCUGAGAUGUAUAUAUGUAUCUUUCUUUUGUAAUAUAUCGGUCCUGUCAGCAAUUUGAUACAUCACUGUGGAUUAAUAACAUAGAAUUGCUUAAAUAACCUAAAAUGAAAGACACUGGAAAUAUUUAAAAAGCUGUCCUCAAUAAAAUCAGAC